Molecule: messenger RNA, 3891 nt
Organism: Entrophospora sp. SA101
Lineage: Eukaryota; Fungi; Glomeromycota; Glomeromycetes; Entrophosporales; Entrophosporaceae
Source: the annotation of a GenBank genome assembly
AUGGAUAAUCCUGGAAUAAUGGAUCCUUCAGCAUCGCUUUUAAAAAUUACUACAAUUACUACUACCAUAAACACGACUAUUCCGUCUGAUUCUAAUGCAACCUUGUCAAUCAGUCAGAACUUAAGUCAAGAAGCCACCUCAGAACCACCAGAACCACCAGAGCCACUAGAUAUAACUUCUAAUCCUGGCUCUACCACGAAUUUUACUUUUACUCAAAAUCAACAACAAUUUGGCCCAAACUUCAAUGUUUCUAAUGAUACAACUACAGACACAACCUUUACAAAUACUUCAACUAUUGUACCACCAUUAGAAGCUUCAAAUAUUGAUGAUACAUCAAUUAUCACUACUACUACAUCGUUACCACCAUCUUCCUCUUUCUCAUCACAACAAACUCAAUAUACCGUAUCAUCAAAUCCUUUAACUUCUUUGUUAAAGAGUUUUUAUCCUUCAUCGUCAUCUGUAACAACAAUAACCACCACCAGUGGUGUUGAACCAUCAUCACAAAUUAAAGUCCUUUUUGGUCAAUUUUCUAUACCACAAAAUAUUGAAGAAAGUCAACAGCCUACUAUUUUCCAAACAACGUCCGAAACAGUUGAUAUUACUACUCAGGACAUUAACUUAGAUACUACCAAAGACACUAAACAAUCUUCAACAUUAUCGUCAACAAUAAUACCAUCAUCAUCUACUACUUUAACAAAUACUACCAUCACUACAACAACCACCACUACUGCAGCAACAAACGACGCUAAUAGUAACAAUAAUAACAAACCAUUGUUUACUUAUAAAAAUCCAUUUGAUCUUUUUAAACAACAAUCUCCACCCCCUUCGCCUACCUCUUCCACUUCUAAUCCUGAUCAACAGCAAUUCAAUUCAUCUUGGUUUUCUUCUCAUAAAAAAAAUGAAACCCAAUCAUCUUCAUCUUCAUCACAAAAAGAGAGUGGUGGUAUGUUACCAAAACCAUUACACAGUGUUGAAACACAUCUUUCAAGUUACUCUGCUUGGAAUGUUCGUGCUGUCAGUAAAUUAAAACAACAGUCAAAUUUUCCUGAUGGUGUACGAUUACCAAGAGGAGUUCUUUUAUAUGAUACUGGCAAUCGUAAUGAAAAUGUUUUGUGUACAAAAGAUUUGGAUCUCACUACAAUAACACUUGUUUUAAAUGAAUUGGAAUAUCGCUCAGGAAAAUUGAUAGCCGUUAAUAAUUCUUUUAUUUGUUAUCAUAUUAAAGGAGGAAAAAUUCGGGUUAUUGAUACUUUAUUCGGGAGUAAACUUUUAUUAAAGAGUCAAGAUAAAUCUAUAAUUGAUCUAUGCAUUCAUCAUGUUCCCUACGAACCAAAGGAUGCGGAUAAUGACAAAUCUUUUAAAUAUUUGCUUCUAGUACUUGGAGAGAGUAGGAUUACAAUUUGGGAGCUUUCACUUUCAUCAGGUGGAUCAGAUUCAGAAAUAUUAUCUAAACUCUUACUUGAAAUUGAUGGUAAAGCUUUGAUGGAAGAUAACAAUAAUCAACCAAGAUUUCAUAGAGCAAUUUGGCAUACAGUAAAUCCUAAUAUCUUUGCAGUGGUAGUUGAUUUUAAUGACGUUUGGAUCAUAAAUAUUGCAAAAAUAUUAUCAAUAAAUAAUAAACCUUCAAAUGUCAAGGUCAAUGAAACUGAUAUUGCUGAUUAUGUUUUGAAAACAGGAAAAUAUGGAAAGUUAAUUAGCGAUUUGGCAUUUUCACCCGAUGGAUCUACUUUAGCAACUGCAAAUGAUGACAGUGUUAUUUUUUGGAAAUCGAAUUUCAAUAUGAAUGAUGUCACCAGCAAUGAUGAUAAUAGUGACGAAUUUAGCAAUGGCAAUCUUGAUCCUAUCAAAAAAAUAAUUUUAGACGGGCAACAAGUUUCCUCAGUUUUGUUUGUUGAUGAUAGUGAUGAUAAUAGUAAUACGACUUUAGAACAUAAUAAUAGUUCAUCUUCAAAUUUCCGAUAUGUAGUUCUUGGUACUGAACUUAACACUAAUCUUCACCUUUACGAUGUUGAAACAGCUCAAUACAUUCAAUCUAUCAAAUUUUUGCCACCUCCACCGGAACGACACGCCUUCUCCACUAAAAAAUCAUCUAAUAGUCGUAAUAAAGAAGAACAACCAAUGUUCAAUUGUAUUGGUUACGAAAGAACCAAUCGGACUUUAUUAGUUGGAAAUAGCGCUAGAGUCUCAAUAUUUGCCUUACGUUUGAAUCUACCCAGUCGUAAAAAACUAGAUUCGUCAUCAUUUGAUGAUUCGGUCCAAUUCAAUUAUAUGAUUGAAUUUCCAGUUGGACAAUUGAUUGGAAAUUUUGUUGUUAUCCCAGAUGCAACUAGUGGAAAUGGCGUUUUAACAUUUUGUACUCAAACAAAAGCUGUUCAACAAUAUCAUAUUCGUAAUGAAUUAUUACUACCAAACAAUUUCAAAGAAUGCCCGGAAUUUGUUAAUGAAGAAGAAACUAUUACAAAUGAUGUUGAUAAGAAAGAUAUUGAAGGUUCAUCAACCAAUAGAAAUAUAAUUCUCGAAUCAUCUUCUACAUCUUCUACCACCGCCAUAUUAGAUUCAAAUAAUAAUGCCACAAGUUCUUCUAACCAAAAUGUGAUAGAAUUCCCUUCUGACCCUGAAAGAACAACUACAAGAAGAAAAGAACAACAUGCUAAAUCAUCUAGCAAAAAAGGUGAUAACAUAACAACGACAAAUAAAUCUGGUGGUGGCGGUGGAAAUGAUAAUAAUAGUAGCAAAUCAAAAAAGACAGAAGAAAAUUCUAGAAAUUCUGGCGAAAUAAAAAAAAUGGAAGAUACUGUUUCCAACAAGCUUGGAAAACUAUUUUCUAAAGAAUUGGAAAAACAAUUUCAAAAGAUUGAAGAAGAUCGUAUUGCUCAUCAAGCAGCUGAAACGUCACGUCAAGAAACAAUUUUAAAAGUCGUUUCACAAACACUUAGUACAAACACUGCAAAAUUAUUGGAGACGACAGUUCGUAAUGAAAUUCAAAUUAAUGUUCUUCCGUCAUUAAGUAAGAUGGUCAACAGUGCAAUAGAUAAGCAUGUUCAUAGAGGAAUAACUGAAGCAAUGAAUAAGAGUAUUCCAAAUACCAUAGAAAAAUCUAUCUCAGAUCAAAUACAAAGGAUGCUAGCAAAGAAUGCAGUCAUUGAACCCAUAGCUAAAGGAGUAUCCAAAACAAUAAAACCAGUGAUCGAAGAAAACUUUAGAGAUUACUUUGAAAACAUAAUCGUUCCAACAUUUGAAAAAUCAACAAAUUCAAUGUUUGAUCAAAUCACUUCUAUGCUUGAAUCUGGUCUUCGGGAUAUUAGUAUUAGUACAACCACUCCACAAUCGUCAUCAACAACAGUUCUUCACGAUCAAAAUGCUACAAAUAAUAUAACAAGAUUACAAACUUCCGUUGAUCAUCUUACUUUGCAAGUACAACAAUUGCAACAAUUCUUGCAAUCACAACAACAACCUACCACUCCUGAUGGACUUAGUGCUGUUUCUGCUGAUCGUCUUUUAGAAAUGGGAAAUUAUGAUGAUGCUUUUGCUACAAUUUUAGCAACACAUGACCUACAAUCUAUUCUUCGUUUAUGUAGCAAGGUUAAUCCUAGUGUUAUAUUUGAUUCUUCGAGUAAUUUAGUUUCUCAGCCUGUUAUUCUUUCCCUUGUUCACCACCUAUCUAUGGAUCUUCAUAAAUAUCAAGAAUUUAAGUUAAAUUGGCUGGAAGAAACUAUCAUCAAACUUAAUCCUAAGGACCCACUUAUCAAAGAUCACUCUGAAAGGAUUUUACCAACAGUUAAACAACGUCUUGAAGAGCGUUACUUUCAAGUGGAUACUCAGGAUAGUAAUGAUCCAACUUUAAAAUCUAUUUCAUUUUUGGUUCGUGUACUGAAUAAUUUGACGGUAUAA